AUGCCCGAUGAGUUCCUUGCUAGGAACCCCCCCCCGCUCUGGCUCACUCUCUACCACAUCGUCACCCGCCUCCCUGACUCUCUGCGCGCAGUCAGGGAUCACUUCCUAGCUCGCUGCCCCACUGAGCUCACCAUUGCCCUCCUCGAGAAGGAACUACUUGCAGCUGAGGCGAGCAUCGUCGCUGUAGGUGCCUCUCGUGGCGACCCCCGCACCCCUUUCUUUGAGGGGUGUUCCCCUUCCCCCCUUCUCCCCUCUGUAGCCUCUGCUUCUGCUGUCGACCUCCUUGGUGCUGAGAAGGUCGGGACGGCGUCUGCUCCGAGCGGGCGCCGCAGGAACAGAGGGGGCAGGGUGGAGGUGGCGGUGGGGAGGCAGGGUGGAGGCGGUGGGAGUGGAGGUGGGGCUGGAGAGGCUAGUGGCGGCAGUGGGGGUGGUGACGGCAGCGGCGGGGGCGGUGGCAGGGGCGGGGGCGGCAGCGGGGGCGGCGGUGGUCGUGGCAGCGGCAGGGGAGGAGGUGGUCGAGGAGGUGGCGGCGGCGGUGGUGGUCGUGGAGGCGCUGGCGGUGGUCUGAGCCAGCAGCACACUCCGUCGCUCCAGGAGGCCCGUGAGUGGUAUUCGCAGCGCCGGGGGGCGGGUGGCUUUAGCUGCACGUACGUCAUCCGCACUGGUACCCGCACUGGUCAGCCGUGUGGGAGGCCACACCCCUCGCAGCGCUGUUUCUCGCGCCUUGACGACGCUUGGCGCACCCAGUUCCCUGAUGCCACUGAGCUGCCCCGCUGGGCUGAUCUGGAGAGGAAGGGAGUUGAUAUCUGGGCUCUAGACUUUGAUGCUAUUCUCACUGCCAUGUAUGCGAUGUUUACUAGUGGAGAGGGUGCUCAGUACUUGCGUGUUCCGCCCGACCCGGGCAUUCUGACCAGUGAGGCUGCCGCUCUAGGUGCUAGUGAGACUGCCACUCCAGGUACUCGCGUGUCUGCUACCUCAGGUGAUGGUGAGGCUGCCGCUCUAGGUGCUAGUGAGUCUGUCCCCCCUGGUACUGAGUCGACUGAGGCACUGCACACCUUCACCCUAGACUCAGGUGCUUCUCGCUGUUUCUUUCGUGACCGCACUGCCCUUGAGCCGCUUGCUCGGCCAGUUGCUGUCUCCCUCGCUGACCCCUCUGGGGGUCCGGUCAUUGCGACCUCCUCUACUGUUCUUCCCUGUCCUGCGGUCCCGUCGGGCACACUGUCAGGUCUCCACCUCCCCUCGUUCUCUACGAACUUGGUGGCGGGUUGUGCACUCCAGGAUGCGGGUGUUCACCAGUUCACCCCUGCCUACGAGCGCGUGACACACUGCAUGUGUGCUCGGACGGGCCGUCACCUGGCUACCUUCACUCGGCAGCCGGGGUCGGACCUGUACACAUUGACCACUGAGUCCCCUCAGGUAGCUGCGUCCGCGUCUGCGUCAGGUCAGCUGUCGGCCCCCUGCUCGUGUCGCAGGGUUCUCCCUCCCCUCCCACCCUCGCCUGCUCCUUCCUGUCUUCCCUGUGUCGAGGGGCGGCAGCGCGCCGCUCCUCACUCCUCCUUUCCCCCGACGACUGCUCCCUUGCAGACGCUCCACCUGGACGUGUGGGGCCCAGCCCGCGUUCGUGGACAGGGUCAGGAGAGGUACUUCCUGAUUGUUGUUGACGACUACUCGCGCUACACCACGGUCUUCCCCUUGCGUACCAAGGAGGUGGUGAGUUCUCCUCCGACCUCCUGGCAGCCUAUUUGUGCGGACCACGGCAUUGAGCAGUCGUUCACGCUUCCGGCCUCUCCCCAGCAGAAUGGGGUUGCUGAGCGCCGCAUUGGCUUGGUCAUGGAGGUCGCUCGUACCUCCUUGAUCCAUGCGGCUGCCCCCCACUUUCUGUGGCCGUUUGCUGUCCGAUACGCUGCGCAUCAGCUCAACCUCUGGCCCCGAGUCUCCUUGCCGGAGACUUCCCCGACACUGCGUUGGACGGGAGAGGCUGGCGAUGCGUCGCGUUUUCGGGUCUGGGGAUCCCGAGCUUUUGUUCGCGAUACGUCCGCGGACAAGCUCUCCUCUCGCGCUGUUCCUUGUGUCUUCCUUGGCUUUGUCCCGGACGCGCCUGGUGCUGCUGUGGUAGACCCCCUCCCCCCUCAGGGUGCCGCUCCCUCAGGUGUGUCCCAGGUAGACCCGGUUGAGCCUGUCGAGGUAGCUGUCGACUCUCGUCCUGCUAGGGGUGCUGAGCCUGCGCGUGAGGAGCCUGGCGGUGCUGAGUCUGGGGGUGCGGAGCCUGGGGGUGCUGAGCCUGAGGGUACUGAGCCUGGGGGUGCGGAGCCUGGGGGUGCUGAGCCUGAGGGUGCGGAGCCUGGGGGUGCUGAGCCUGGAGGUGCUGAGCCUGGGGGUGCGGAGCCUGGGGGUGCUGAGUCUGGAGGUGCUGAGCCUGGGAGUGCUACACCUGGAGGAGCCCUCUCCUCACAGCAGCUGCAGGAGAGGUACCUACAGUACUGCAUGCGGAGAUAA
Molecule: messenger RNA, 2496 nt
Organism: Closterium sp. Yama58-4
Lineage: Eukaryota; Viridiplantae; Streptophyta; Zygnematophyceae; Desmidiales; Closteriaceae
Source: the annotation of a GenBank genome assembly